AUGGGUAAGAGCCAGGUCCAACACUGGACUCCAUGGCUCCUGAGGAGCUACUCCGGUUCACAAGAAGCAACUGUAUUGGAGAGCUCAAGGGAGCAGCGCACAGGAAGAACAGAGCAGAGCAGGUCCACAGCCAGACACAGCGAGAUUUACCAACCGGAACCGCAGCGCACGCUGCCUCCUCUGAAGUCUUUCCCGCUGAACUCCAGCGACGCGGGAGCGGAUUAUGUGACCGGACGAGCUCGCGCCUCUGGCCGAGAGGAGCUGAAGAGAGUGCAGCAAGAACUGAGGGAGGUGAUCGCAGAGGGGAAGGACAGUUACAGGAGGAAGCUGGAGGGCAAGCUCCAACAGAACAACAUGAGGGAGGUGUGGAGUGGGAUGAGAACCAUCACUGGUCAUGGGCUCUCUCCAUCCCCUCCCUUCACCAUCAAUAUUGAGGAUGUGAGAAGAGAAUUUGGCCGCCUGUGUCUAGGAAAGGCUGCGGGUCCUGACGGUCUCAGCCGCAGAGUGCUGAAGGGAUGUGCUAUCCAGCGGUUCGAGUUGCGCAUUGAGGCCAUGGUCCUCCACGAAGAGUUCUUCCCUUCUUGUGCUAUGAUGAGCCAUGAGAUCGAUGUCAUUCGGGUUGCCACUAAAGAGCUGAUGAGCUGUGAGGAACUACAUGCAAUCCUGCAUCUGGUGCUUCAGGCCGGAAACAUCAUGAAUGCUGGAGGUUACGCAGGUAAUGCUGUGGGAUUUAAGCUGUCAUCUCUACUCUCACUGGCUGACACCAAGGCCAACAAGCCAGGCAUGAACCUUCUGCACUUUGUCGCCAUGGAGGCAAAGAAAAAAGAUGAGAAGUUGCUCAAGUUUCCAGAGAAACUUCAGGAUGUCCAAAGUGCAGCCAGAAUCUCAGUGGAGAAUAUUGAGAUGGAGUUCUCUUCCUUGUAUGUUCGGAUAAAAUCUCUUGAGGAGAAAGUUCAAGGAGACCAGGACCUUCUGCAUCAGCUGGAGCCCUUUCUGCAGAGUUCAGCACAAACACUGCAGGAUCUGAAGAAACGCAGGCUGGAUCUGCGUAAAGAGGGCAAUGCUCUCAUCGAUUUCUUCUGUGAAGACAAAGACACCUUUAAGCUGGACGAAUGCUUCCGCAUAUUUCAAGAUUUCUGUAUCAAGUUCAGGAAAGCGGUCAAGGACAACAUGGACCGUGAGUUGAAGGAGGCUGCCAGACAACGUCGUCUCAGAGAGUUGGAAGAAAAGCGGUUUGCCUGGUCAGGUGCAGACCAGACUGGUGGAUUUGGUAGAAGCAGCAGUGAGACUAAUGUGAACAUGCUCACCAAGGAAGAACUCCUGGACUAUUUCCAGCAAAGAUCCCAGAGUCCACAUAGCCCACUAGGGCGCUCUGCCAGUGCCCGCCGCCACCGCCACACUAUGACCACCAUUGCGGACUGUGAACUUCAAGGACACCUCGAGUUAUUUGGAGGCACAGGGUAUCCUGCUGAUUAUUCAAAGUUUAACAGCCUACCUCGGUCAGGCCGUCCUCUACAGAGGGCAACAAUGCCUUGGAUUUUAUCCCAGGAUGACAACCGUGAGCUGGGAUUUGACAGACAGGUGAAAGUGAAGUCCCCACAUUCAGAAACGGAACCUAUUAGCCCACUUGCCAGGUUUUCUUCCUCUGGGCUUAAUGCUAAUGAGGAUGCAUGCAAGGACAAUAUUUACUCCUCUGUCUCAGAAGGUAGUGUUCUGCCUCGUUCUUGUGUCUUUCAGAAUCCAGCCCAUUUGUCCAACCAAACAGUAACUGGACACAUGCAUGUUAGCAUGGAGAAGCACACUUUAGUCCGUGGUCCUCAAGCCUUUGACCUACCUAGUCCAAACAAUAACAAUACUCAAAUGCGCUACAUCAACCAGGGGGAUGUUGUGGUAAGUAAUUUGGAAAGUGUGAAGCAGCUGCCUCCUGAGAAUCUGGACACCUUUCAAGGUGAAAGUGGAGGAAAUGCCAAGGCAGCAUGGGAAGGGAAAGCUGAUCUUCCCAUACAGACUGAAAUGUCUCUGAAAUUAGAGAAGGAAGAGGAGGACAACAGCACAGUUUCAUCAACAACCUGUGAUACACCCCUCCCACUAGAUACCUGCGUAUCCAAUAAGAAGGCAGUGUUUUUUAUUGGAGAAUGUACGGAAACAGACUGCUCCGUCAUCUUGGAUUAUUCUGAAGUUGAAAGUUCUCCUCUAGUGAGAGAAGGACAUUGUAUAACUUCUGGCCUCAGUGAUGCUCAAGAAAGCCAACGGGAUCCAUGUUCUCUGUCCUCUAAAUUGGAAUCCACGUCCCCCAAUGAGCUGUCGGUUUCAAAUUCAACCAAUGACAUUUCAGUGCCAAGAUCUGUGGAUGCACUUGUGAAUUUAUCAAAUGCUAAAGAGUGGGAGACAGAUAGCUGUGACACCGCUGAAGGAAAACAGGGAGCAGAAAAGGAUGAACAGAAAAGUAGUCAAAAAGCAGUGACUACAAAGAACAAGCCCAUCAAAGGGAGCAAAUGCAGUGUGGGUCAUCGUACUCGAAACCUGACCAGCAGCGAAAGCCAGAGCAUGCGGAAGGUUGUGCCCAUUCACCGACAAAGUAGGACCAGUAGCAACAAGCACACAGAAAAGCCUUUAGAACGUGUCAGUGGAGGGUCACGUCGGCAAUACCGUGACCAGAGUACCCCAGCUAGAGGAAGGAGUGAGAAGACUACCAGACCUCCUCGACACUCCAGCCUCCCUCCGGAGGACUCAAAAGCCCAGAGAAUAAGUAGCCUCACCAACAACACAUCCAGAUGGGCACGUGAUUCCACCCCAAGAAAGGGUUCUUUUCAUAAGCCGAGCGCCAAACCCCUGCGGAAUAUUGUCAAGGCUGCUCCUGAGGAGAAGAUGUGCCGCUCAACCAUGAGGGCUCUUGCUCAGGCACAGGGCGUGGCUUCAUCUGAGACUAGUAGUUUGAACGUAUUUGGCACCAAAAACCCAUCCAAUGUGCCCAGCUUUGCUCGUAACACCGUAGCUUCAUCUUCCCGUAACAAAAAGGAGCCGGGCCCUCCAUCUGCGCCGUCCACUCCCUCUCGGACCCCAUCGGCCCUGGCUCGACAAAAUCCUGUGAAGCAGAACAGAUUAUCCCCAACAGUUCACACUUAUGAGGAGCAGCUAACCAACCAGCGACGAGUGCAAAGUGUGAAGGCUGCCAGUCGGAGUGCCCAACGUAGCGACACUCCACCGCCACGUGAAAACAAUCGCAAGAAUAGCAGCUUUUCUGAAAAGUCUGUAACAUCUAAGGAUUUGAUGGCAUUUACCAGAAGCCACAAGCCAAGCUGGAAGUAAAACUAAAGAUUUUUUUUGAAGCUUACUACAGAAUAGCAAAUAGAUGACAGUUAAAAUUGAUGUUUACUGUUCUUACCCAUUUAUACUGCAUGUUAUCCUCUCGAGUCAUGCAAAGAAAUUGAACUAUCUUACCCGGUAUUCCUCUGGUAGCUGACUUUGUAUCAGGGUUAUGGAUUACAGAGAGGAAUGUUCAAUGAGCUGCUCCAUGUGUUCCAGUUUUAGUUGUAGUUAUUUUAAUUAGUAUGCAGUUUUUCUUUUCUUUUGAGGGGAUGAUGAACUAGACUGACAAAUGGCAAAUACUUGCAUACCUUUGCCUGCUUAGCUCUAUGUAUUUUAUGAAGUAGUGUGUUUGAUGUUUAUGUACAAUAAGUAAAUAUUACCGACUAUAUUGUGCUGCUAAAUAGCUCUGACAAUUUGACAGUGAAUUUAAGAUUUUUUUAUUAUUAUUAUUUCAGGUUAUGAGAGUUUGUGUCUUACCUUGCUGCUGUUACAGAGGAGUUGUGUUCCAGUCUCCUACUAUGUUUGCUAUCUGUUGCUUUGCUUGAUACCUCAGAAAGUUUUUGGUGGCCUUGAACCAGCAGUAGAAUGUAUUUAUUUGGGUCUGUAUGAUAAAGACUUAAAAGGAAUCAGGAAAGUUGAUUUUAAAGCAACUGCAGCAU
Messenger RNA from Thalassophryne amazonica, 3968 nucleotides. RefSeq names its product FH2 domain containing 1 (gene fhdc1). Bases 1 to 3309 code for a protein of 1102 amino acids. The transcript has 12 exons. The record is from RefSeq and is a predicted model, not a curated record. Lineage: Eukaryota; Metazoa; Chordata; Actinopteri; Batrachoidiformes; Batrachoididae.